This is a messenger RNA of Thrips palmi, 1083 nucleotides long. RefSeq names its product circumsporozoite protein-like. NCBI's taxonomy places the organism in Eukaryota, Metazoa, Arthropoda, Insecta, Thysanoptera, Thripidae. The record is from RefSeq and is a predicted model, not a curated record. The transcript is spliced from 2 exons. Bases 1 to 1083 code for a protein of 360 amino acids.
AUGAUUUUGGGGUUCAACGGCCAGAUCGCAGGUUCUGAUAGUGAAUACCCCCUAGCCCGAGCAGCAUUGGACAUCCUUGCCAACGAUGCCGGUUCCAACGAGGGCGAUGCCGGUGCCAACGAGGGCGAUGCCGAUGCCAACGAGGGCGAUGCCGAUGCCAACGAGGAGGGCGAUGCCGGUGCCAACGAGGGCGAUGCCGAUGCCAACGAGGGCGAUGCCGGUGCCAACGAGGGCGAUGCCGUGCCACGAGGGCGAUGCCGGUGCCACGAGGGCGAUUUGGGGUUCAACGAGGCCGAUGCCGGUCAACGAGUGAAUCGCCCUAGCCGAAGGCGAUUCCGUGCUACGAGUCUGCGACCUGCUUCGUUGCUUCUCUGUUUCAGCGAGGCAUGCCAUGCCAACGAUGCCGGUUCCAACGAGGGCGAUGCCGGUGCCAACGAGGGCGAUGCCGAUGCCAACGAGGGCGAUGCCGAUGCCAACGAGGGCGAUGCCGAUGCCAACGAGGGCGAUGCCGGUGCCAACGAGGGCGAUGCCGAUGCCAACGAGGAGGGCGAUGCCGGUGCCAACGAGGGCGAUGCCGAUGCCAACGAGGAGGGCGAUGCCGGUGCCAACGAGGGCGAUGCCGGUGCCAACGAGGGCGAUGCCGAUGCCAACGAGGGCGAUGCCGAUGCCAACGAGGGCGAUGCCGGUGCCAACGAGGGCGAUGCCGGUGCCAACGAGGGCGAUGCCGGUGCCAACGAGGGCGAUGCCGGUGCCAACGAGGGCGAUGCCGUGCCAACGAGGGCGAUGCCGAUGCCAACGAGGGGCGAUGCCGGUGCCAACGAGGGCGAUGCCGGUGCCAACGAGGGCGAUGCCGGUGCCAACGAGGGCGAUGCCGGUGCCAACGAGGGCGAUGCCGAUGCCAACGAGGGCGAUGCCGAUGCCAACGAGGGCGAUGCCGGUGCCAACGAGGGCGAUGCCGGUGCCAACGAGGGCGAUGCCGGUGCCAACGAGGGCGAUGCCGGUGCCAACGAAGGUGUCAACGAGGUCAGAAUUUCAGGGUGCAUUAGACCUAGUAGCAUGUCCGAUACUCCUAAUUCAACCUAA